Messenger RNA from Lytechinus variegatus (green sea urchin), 4093 nucleotides. RefSeq names its product peptidyl-prolyl cis-trans isomerase Fkbp12-like. Gene Ontology annotation, molecular function: peptidyl-prolyl cis-trans isomerase activity. NCBI's taxonomy places the organism in Eukaryota, Metazoa, Echinodermata, Echinoidea, Temnopleuroida, Toxopneustidae. The record is from RefSeq and is a predicted model, not a curated record. The transcript has 5 exons. The coding region runs from base 105 to 428 and encodes 107 amino acids.
GCAGCAACACGAAUUCUGAAAUAAACGUUACUCUGAUAAAAUAACCGGACAAGGAACCCGUGACUGUCUCGUUUGUAAUUAAAACAAAAAACCACAAUAAAAUAAUGGGUGUCGAAGUCAAAGUUAUUCAAGAAGGGAGUGGAGGCAAGCCCCAAAGUGGUCAGACCGUCCAGGUUCACUAUACUGGAACCCUUACAAACGGGAAUAAGUUUGACUCCUCAAGGGACCGCGGAAAGCCAUUUGAAUUCAAACUUGGGCAAGGCCAGGUUAUCAAAGGAUGGGAUGAAGGUGUAGCCCAGAUGAGUAAGGGAGAAAGAGCCACGUUGACCUGUUCUCCAGAUUAUGCCUAUGGAGCCAAAGGAUACCCACCAGUUAUCCCUCCCAAUUCAACAUUGGUCUUUGAUGUGGAGCUUCUUAACUUCUUUUAAUGAUUUCGAAGACAGUCAUCGAUAUGCCCCUCAAUGAAUGUUAUCUUGAGUAGAUUUUAGUGGUUUUUCUUCUAUCCCGUUGAUUGUACCUCAGGUAUCGCAUUUGGAACACAUUGCAGAUCCACACCAUCCAACCAUUUAAAGCAACAAGCCAACUUUCUACGUGUGUCUCACCAAUUUUAUAGAGGGAAAUAUUUCUAUCUAUCGUGAUGUAAAAAAAGGACUAGAAUAUCGUUACGUACAGUAUAACAGGGUGUUUUUCAAUUUGCCUAUGAUAUAUAUUUUCAAUGUUUGUGUUAUGCUUGUUGGUUUCCGAGGAGAAUGUCAUUGUCGAGCUUGCUCUUUAAUGAUGAUGCAUACCAGGAGGGUGUUUCAUAAAGCUGUUCAUAAGUUAAGAUCGACUUUAAGAACGACUGGUGGACCUUUCUUACGUGCUAAUCUAUCACCAAUGAACAUUGAAUGGUGCAUAUCAUUUACCACAAGAAAGGAUCACCAGUUGUUCUUAAAGAAGCUCCUUACUUAAGAACAGCUUUAAGAAACAUCCACCAGGGAUGUAGUCGGAGGCUGACCUCGAGGCUGCGUUUUGCCAGCCUUGGUCUUGGCCGGAGUCCUGCGUGCAAAAUCUAUGGGAGAUGGUUUUCUCCAGCGUCCUUGAGACUCGGAACUACUGGCCUAGACUGCAUCCUUGAUGCAUACAUAAGAGGGCCUCAGUUAAUAAGCUGUAGCUAACAGUGAUCAAAGAAUAGCAGGGCCCUGUUUCAUAAAAUUUUCUAUUAUGGUUUUACUUUGCCAAUCCAAUGGUACAUGUAUCUACCAUGGUAACGCUGAUCAACAGCCAAUCACAACUAAGGAUUGCAUGCAGGCUACCAUCUGCAUGGCAAGGUAACUUAAUGCAACGGGGCCCAGAUGCUUCUUAGCAGGUUAUAGCUUGAAUUUAGUCCCAUUUAACUUGGCCAUGAGAAACUUACACUUACCCAACCAUAACCAUGGCGCUAGUGUGGAAGUUGUACUAUACAUAUCGUACGCCAGUGUGCAUAUAUAAAUGGGUUCGCUAUGUACAAUACGAUGUACCUCUUUUAGAAAUAAUUCAGCAAGUUUUCUUGAUGUCUUCAAGCUUUAUGUUGGGACAUAUGAAUUCUACCCAGUAGGCAGUUUUGAAACCUGCAAAUCACAGUGUAACGUACGUACACCCAAAUUGUUGUCUUAAGCGACAUCAUAAAGUCUUUUAAUAUAUCCAAAACAAUCAAGAAUCAAAUUUGACAAGAAGAAUACAAAACACUCAAUUAAAUUGUACAUAUAUGUUGUUGAUCCUCACUAUUUGAUGACUACAAUUUUUGUGCAAGCAAAUUUUUUUUUUUUUUUAAUAAUAAAUGUACACCUGUCUUUGUAUCCUGUAAUAUAUACAUGUAGUGGAGACCUGCAAGGCCUUUGCCUUUCGGUUGCAUGGCUGUAGUCAAGAUAAGAAAUUGAAUAACACUGCACUUCAUAGAGUCAUUCGCAUCAUGGGAGAAACAUGUUUGCACUCAAAUAGCUUGCAUGAAUAUUGUCUAUUUUCAUUUGAGUUGACUGUAUAAUGCUAAAAAGUUAUCAACUUGUCAGCUGUGUUGCAAUAUCUCUUCAUUUCUCCUGUGUAAGCCAUUGAUAUCACCACCCUGUUAUGUUUUCAGUGUAUAUUUUUGUAUCGUGAUUUUAACAGCUCUGGUGGCGUUUUAGGCAUCAGACAUUCGCUGUAGAUUUCGUUUUCCUUUUUGCAUUAUCUUUUAUAAUAUUUUUAUUUCAUCCCAUCGACCGGACCAAUUGAUAUUUCAGUCAUUCUACAUGAUUUUUGUAACAUUUUUUUUUUCAUGGCAGAUAAAUAAUCACCUGCAGUUGGAAAUCCAAUUAACUCAUAUUCUGUGCACUCUAUGCUGUUGUACUCACUGAUUAUUAAUUAUUCAUUAUUGUUUGUGGUGCCUUUGUACUAAAUACUACAUUUGCUUGAAUUAUAUCCUGCACACCCAGAAUCAGUUACAUCUAUACAUCAAUCAUGAAUAUAGAAAAAGUAAAAUGCUCUUUGUAUAUUUUGUUAAAAUAAUAAUAAUGAGACUUCUGAAGCGCCACAUCCACUCUGUAGAGUGCUCAAGGCGCAUAAAGAGCUAAGAGUUAGAUAGCAAAGUUUUUAGAAGAUUUUUGAAAGUUUCGACAGAGGUACAUCAAUAAAUCAAAUUAGUUGAUGAAUUAUUUAACAAUUUUUCUGACUGUUGAUAAAGAAUAUCAAUUACUGUAAUAAGAUGGAGGCAGUGUCACUAGGGGCAUAUGGUAUAAUGAAUUCUCCAAUGUACUUUUUUUAUAAUUUUUCUGCGAUACCGGUAUUUGUAAUCUAGUUAUCUUAGAAUGGCCUUGUAAGGUGUACCAGUUUUGCUUAACAUUGUAUAUCUCUCUUCUAUUUGACUAUUAUGCACAAAUUCCAGAGUAGACCCGUCAAAAUUUCAAGCUUUAUGUUCAUUAUUAUUGAUGUUGCACGUGAUUAGAGAAAAUCUCAAAUGAAAAGGAUAUUGAGCUACAAUGUAUCAAGGGUUAGCCUGCUUGUCAUAUAUUAGAUGUACUUAUAAAUGUGUUCACAUGUACAUUAUAUCAUCACCAUUAUCAUGUUCCUUGGACUGCAAAUUUUCACAGGUACUGCUGACAGAUUAGGUGUUUAUGGAAGUAAUGAAGGUUCAAAUACAUUUGUGGAACCUUCAUAAAACCAGUUUAACAGCCAAUGCAGAUUUUUUUUUCAUCAGCUUUUCUGCAAUCUGUGCCAGAGUAUGCCACAGUGCAAAGACUCUGAUGUUGAUUUAACACCUGCCUGGAAUCUAUGUAUGUCCACACCAGAGAAGUAUUGAAACAACACCAGUUUGGAAUCAAACGGAUGCUGUUUGAUACUCAUUGGUGUUGUAUUAACAUCUGUCUGAUGUUAGACCAAUACCAAACCGGUGUUGUUUGGUGUGGACAUAUAUAGAUUCCGGGCUGGUGUUAAAUCAACUCCAGAGUUUUUGCAGUGCAUGUAGUUGCCAGAUUAAUUGCUUUCUGUUAUGCUGCGGCCACAUUGACCAAACAGUCUCCAGGCCGAUCCAAGCUAUUACAUUAUUUGCUAUGGCACAACAUUGGUCGGUUUGGAGUCGCUUGUGUUGAUGUGACUGCAGCGUGUAAAAGCAAGUCACAAAGAUGUUCAGUACCUCCAUAGAACAACAGACCCACUGGAAAGAUGUAUCGGGCCUGCCACCAUACCUUUGGCACUGUUUUUUUGUUGUCUAACUUAAAAUGGUUCUCAUCUUUAAUAAGCAAACACAUUCGGAACUCCAACUACAACCCCCGGCUACAGCCUGAUCAAAUCUACUGUAUAGCAUUGCUUCAUUGGUGGGUGAAUGGAACUUUUCUAACUUGUAAUGAUGGGUCUCGUUUUAAUCACACAAAAUGCUCAAGGCUAUACCAUCCUGGGACUUUGCAAAUUUCAGUCAAUUUCAAUUCAUUUUAUCAAGAGGGCACAAGAUCAGCUACCGGUUUUUAAAAUGUUAUUUUUUAGAGCUUGUACAAUCAUCCUCUCUGUUGUGGCUUUUUUUAAAUAGUUUCUUUCUGUUUUCUAUUGUUUAUGUGCGCAUGUUUUCAACAAUAAUCAAGACAUAAUAAAUAUGUUCCUUCAGUGA